AUGAUGUCAGGUUUUAGAAUGCUGCCAGUACUCACGAUACUUUUGAUAGCGGCUGACCUUUCAUCAGCACUGUUGGAUCAGUCGAUUGCGAUAAAAGGACAACUUGUGUGCGGCGAUAAGCCAAGCACAGGUGAUACUGUCAAGUUGAUCAAUCACAAUACCUUCACAUUUGAUAACGAACUCGCAUCGGGAACAACUGAUGAGCAAGGAUUCUACGAACUCUCAGGUGAUCUAAGUGAGAGCUGA
Anisakis simplex (herring worm) is the source of this 246-nucleotide messenger RNA. The record is from the annotation of a GenBank genome assembly. Lineage: Eukaryota; Metazoa; Nematoda; Chromadorea; Rhabditida; Anisakidae.